Molecule: messenger RNA, 459 nt
Organism: Doryrhamphus excisus (bluestripe pipefish)
Lineage: Eukaryota; Metazoa; Chordata; Actinopteri; Syngnathiformes; Syngnathidae
Source: RefSeq, a predicted model, not a curated record
AUGACAACUUCUCCUUCAGCCGCUCCUGAGACACAUUUUGUUGAGAUUGGAAAAAAAACACAGAAUGACGAAAGCCCUGUGAAAUCUUCUGGGCAUGAGGAACAAGACACAGGGUGGGAUGGAGGUUCAGACAGUUUGAAGACCAGCAGGAGCAGCGUGUUUUCCUCUGAUGACUCCCAUCAACCUGUCACAGGAGAAGACUGUGCUGAACUUCUACUGGCCUGUCUCUAUUGCCGCUUCCACGACUUCCUGCUCCUGCUGCAGGAUACAUCAAGGAGGGCUCUUGACCUCUGCUUUCCUUCAUUGGACUAUACCACUCAGUCCAGUCAGAGGGACCACCAGGGGUGGGAAGGCUGGGAGUGCAAUCUGGGACUGGACUGGGACUUGUGUAACUCCUGCCAGGACUCAGCAGAACUUCUGGAACUGGCCAUGGAGAUAUCAGAAGUGUGCUAUCGCUAA